Molecule: messenger RNA, 879 nt
Organism: Emericellopsis cladophorae
Lineage: Eukaryota; Fungi; Ascomycota; Sordariomycetes; Hypocreales; Bionectriaceae
Exons: 4
Coding region: 1-879 (292 amino acids)
Source: RefSeq, a predicted model, not a curated record
AUGCAUUUCUCCGCUCGUUCUGUCGCUCUCACAGCCUUCGGCACCCUCGUUGCUGGUCACGGGGCCAUCAUUGCCGCCACGGGCGACAUGGGCGGAAGUGGCAUGGCCAUCGGAAUCGACCCCUCUACUCCUCGUGAUGGAACCCGGGACGAACCUUUCCAGCAGGAUACGACCGUCUUUGACGGCGACGCCGAGUUUUCCUGUGGCGAGACGGACCAGACGGCCGAGGAUGACGACAUCAACGACAUCGAGUCUGGCGUUGCCAAGGUCAUGUCCAUGGCCAACAACAGCCUCCCUCAAGUCAGCCAGGGAGGCGAGCUGGCCAUGACCCUCCACCAGGUCAACGGAGACGGCGCCGGCCCCUACGUCUGCAUGAUUGACGCUACCGGCACCGGCACCAACUGGGUCGCCAUGGACAUCACCCAGCAGGUGCCCGGUGAGAGGGGUCGCAACCGCGAUGGCGAUGCCACCGACUUUCCCCUCACCGUCAACAUCGCCCAGGACCAAGUGUGCAUGGGCAACGUCGCCGGCAUGGACAACGUCUGCAUGGUGCGCUGCCAGAAUCCCCAGGGUCCCUUUGGCGGCUGCGUCCCCAUCCAGAUGGGCGGUAAUGUCACCGCCGCGACCAAUCCGGUCAUGUCCCAGACGGGCGGCACCGCCGAGGACGAUGUCGAUGCGAUUGUCGAGGCGGCCGAGGAUGCCGAGGACGGCCGUGGUGGCGGUGGGAGCCGCGGUGGACUCUUCUCCCUAUUCAACCGGUCCAAGGCGUCGCAGAUGAGCGAGGCCAAGCGUGAGCGGUUGCAGAACCAGGAGGCGGUCAGGGCCAAGCGUCUGGCGCGCAAGCAGGCCGCACGGGCUGCGCAGGCUGCACAGGACUAA